CAGAACAGAGCGGUGGGUAUGGGCUCCAAGCUCUCCACCAAGAAGCUUCGUCGACUUGUUGAGCGUGGUGAUGAGGCCAAUGCCUUACUUCUCAUUGCAGAGGCAAACAACCGCAACAAGCAGUUGAAUCUGGGCGUGGUCUUCACGAGUCACGACUCGAUCACGCUGCUGCACCUGGCGGCGCUGAUGGGCAUGCCCAAUCUUGUUCGCGUUCUACUCGACUCGGACGCGGUUGACAUCAACCGGACGACCCAGAGCUCGGGUAGAUCGCCUCUGCACUUUGUGUGCUCACCGACCAAGAUGCUGCUGUCGCAGUUUACCCCCGGCGAGCGUGCGGCGGUGGCACGGAUCCGAGUCGAUCUGGCCAAUGCCCUAUCAGCUACGCCCGAGACAACGAUGGAGAUGGCGCUGGCGGCCCUGAGUGCCGGGGACCGCGCUCUUUAUUCCGCCGCCGUCCGGCAGGACGCCAACAACCGCGAGGUGCUCGAGCUCCUGCUGGCGCGGGAAGACAUCAACGUCUCGUUGGCAACAACAGAGGGAGUCACGCCGCUGCACCAGACCGCGUACGACGGCUACUUGCACGGGAUGGAACGGCUUGUUGCGACCGGCCGGGUCGAUGCCAGUGCACAGGACGCCCGCGGCAACACGCCGCUGCACCAGGCUGCCAUGCAGGGUUUUGACGCCGGCGUCGAGCUGCUGCUCGCCAUUGGUCGGACUCGCUACCUCACGAUGUCACCGAUCAAUGUCAUGAUCCGCAACAACAAGGGCCGUACACCGCUCGAGGCAGCAGCCUCCCGCGGCAAGUGGGCCUCGGUCCGCCUUCUGCUCGAGGCCGGAACCGCGGUCCUGCCGCACCCGGACGACCCAGCGUUCUCUGCGCUCGGCCUGGGCUUUAUCCGUGACACGCUCGACGAAGUCAUCGACGGUGACGACGAUGGGCUCGGCCUCAACGAUGACGAUGCGUCGUCGGGCUCGCUCUCGGGCGCACCUCCCGAGACUCCCGCCGGCCUGCGCCGACUCGGUCGCGACUGGGCCUACCGCGUCCACGUCUCGGGCUCGGACGGUGGCUCGUCCGACUCGGCCGAGGAGGCCGGCUGGUCACGAUCGCGCGCUCGUAUGUCGAGCUUUCCCGACGUCGGCACAAGCUCCGAUGCAGGCGAGGCCGCGUCGUCGUCGCGGGUCCCUGCCGAGCGGCAGGUCGCGCUCGACACGGCCGAGAUUGGCGACGAGCGCGACGAUCGCAUUCUCGCCGUCGUCGCGGCGCUCGACGUCUCGCCCGGAGCGGCGCUCGCACUGCUGCAGCACAACACUUGGGACGCCGACGCGACCAUCGCCUGGUACCUGCGCAACCCGGCUGCGGCGUGCGAUGCGUGCGGAAUCCUCAACCAGGAAGAGGUUCAGGAGGCGCGUGCGCUGCGCGCCGACACUACCAUGUGCCUCAUCUGCAUGGACGACAUCGAUGACGGUAUGGUGGAGGCAACCGACUGCGCCCACGUCUUUUGUCGCGCGUGCUGGGCGUCGUACCUCGGCGUCGCCAUCCGCGACGCCGCUGUCCGUGUGGUCACCUGCCCGGGUGUCGGGUGCGCGGCCCAGGUUGCCGACGCCGUUGUCGAGCGCCUUGUCGAGCCCGAAACCUACCAGCGCUAUCUCCGGUUCAAGGUCCAGGCCUUUGUCGACGAAGAUCCGCGGACCAAGUGGUGUCCCGCGCCCGGAUGCGAGCUCGCUGUCGAGGCGCCACCGACUUGGGUCGUCGACGGACCGGGCACCGAGGAGAGCACCGACGGCGCCGGGCCAUCGUCUGACUCGACGCCGCCGUCCGGACACCUCCGGUCCAACGUUCGCAACGCCGAGUGCGGUGCCGGACACACGUUCUGCUUUGCCUGCGCCGGCCCAGCCCACGAGCCGGCGGCGUGCUCGAUGCUCCGGCGGUGGGACGACGCCAUGUCGCGCAAGCUCAAGCAGCCGAGAAGCGAUGAGAAGACCCGGCAGUACCUGCUCAACGAGGGCAUUCGGGUCUGUCCCAACCCGGCGUGUGACAGGCUGCUCUCACGCAACGGCGGCUGUAACCACUUUCGCUGCGGCGGCCACGGCGGUGGGACAUCCGGCUGCGGCUACGAGUUCUGCUGGGUCUGUCUCUCGCCGUGGCGCGGACACACGUCGGCUAUCUGCUCGCGCGGCAAGAGUACGCUCGCCAAGCGGCUGCGUGAGGGCGCAGCUGAGGCGACCAUCCAGCGCGACGAGCGCUUCGAACAUCACUUUACCCGGUUUCGGACCCACUGGCUCUCGGAAGAGGUGGAGACCAAGCUGCGGGCUGCAACCGAGGAGGUCAUCGCCAUGGUCCACGACGUCAUGCCCGACCGGGUCUCGAUGCACUUUCUCCGCCUCGCCUGCCAGGCGCUCAUUCAAGCGCGGGCCACGCUCAAGUACGCCUAUGUCCGCGCGUACUUUAUGCAGGACGGGCUCGAGCUGCGCACCCACGAGCAUGCGGUUGCCACCCUAGAGCGGUACGUCGAGAGCCUCUCGGCCGUCCUUGCGCUGCCGUACCAGACCGAACUCAACGUCAGCCAUCGCGGAAACAUUGCGCUGCUCAGGUUUGCCAUGUUUAUCUGGCUCUCACGCUCGCGGGUCUGGCGGCUGACAACGCUUGUCGACUCUUGUCGGCGCAACCUGCUCGAGGUCGCCCACGGCGGCCACACCCAGAUCCGCCACGUGGCCACCCCGUCGACCUCGCGCAGCUUUCCGCCCGCGCCGCGGUUCAUGUCGGGCCCACAAUCAGACGCCGGCCGGAGGGCAUGCUCAGCCUGUGGCGAAAUGCUCCCACGGAGCUCGUUUUCCAAGCGCCAGUGGGCGUUUGUCUCGGCGCGCCGCCGCUGCACCGCAUGCAUUGUCGCCAACCGGCCGUCGUCGUCCGGCGUGGUCACAAGCGCAAGGCAGGCUGCUUCUGACAACGAUUCUGACGACAGCGAUCCAGAGCUGGUCAAUAUCGCCGGCUUGUCAUCGGCACCCGGCGGCGCCUCGUGGCACCGCCAGAUGUUCUCAACCACGGGUGCACCAGCGUCCGACUUUGACGGUCAGGUUUCAUCGACCGUCGUUGUCUCGUCGUCGUUCAAGAGGUCAGCGCCCGUCAAGCUUGCGCAUCCCAGCGGGGACGGCGCGUCAUCGUCAUCGUCUUCGAUUCCGGCAGCCCACACCAGCGCCCCGUCUGGCCGUCCCAAGUGGUUCUAUGACCAGUACGCGCAAAAGUGGGUCAAGAGCCUCUGA
Messenger RNA from Thecamonas trahens ATCC 50062, 3261 nucleotides. Its product is annotated as RING-5 protein. Gene Ontology annotation, cellular component: cytoplasm; ubiquitin ligase complex. Gene Ontology annotation, biological process: positive regulation of proteasomal ubiquitin-dependent protein catabolic process; ubiquitin-dependent protein catabolic process; protein polyubiquitination. NCBI's taxonomy places the organism in Eukaryota, Apusomonadida, Apusomonadidae. Gene Ontology annotation, molecular function: ubiquitin conjugating enzyme binding; ubiquitin protein ligase activity; zinc ion binding. The coding region runs from base 19 to 3261 and encodes 1080 amino acids. The transcript is spliced from 2 exons. The record is from RefSeq and is a predicted model, not a curated record.